UUUUAUGUGAAGAAUGUUUCAAUACAAAGGUUAAUUUUGAUGAAAGUGAAGGCUAUCAUCAUCUAAUUUUUCCAGUGUGUUUGGUUUUGUCAUUGUUGUUUGAAUGUUCUGGCUUAACUUAAAGAUUAGUGUGCUAACGAGUUCCUACACUAAAGAACAAUGUUUUCUUGAAGCCAAGGAACCGAGUAGAAGCAUAGCUCAUUAAACCUAAUUGCGUAAGUAAGGACAUAAACGGGGAAAAGAAAAAUACUCACCCAACACAAAAACAACAUUAGCCUUCUUCUCAUCUAAACUUCCAUGGGUGCUCUACAAACAGACACGUGAGAUUAACAUAGCAAAUAACCAGGUAAGCAGUCCAUCAACUUGCUUUAAACAACCAAUCAAUUGAGCCUCAAAUCCUUAUCUAACAAGGAUAACCUUUUGGGAACUUUUCAAAAAAUACCACCAUUAAACAAUUAAAUUCCAAAAAUACCACCAUUUCACGAAAACAGCCGCAUGGAAAGGAGGUUUGUUGAUGAACUGCGUGGUAAAUAGAGUUUCUAUUUUCAGCACAAACCGCACCCUCUAAGGGCGGUUCUACGGAUGACCUAGAUGAAGACCGAUUCUUAACACGACGGUCUUGGUCAGCAAUAGAAACCACUCCAAUACCAGGCGGUUUGAGUUGACGACACACAAACCGUUUGGGGGGACGACGAUUCGUAUGUAGUCCCCAUCUCCCCGACAGCCGAUAUGUCGACAUGCCGGCAGGAAUGACAAUGGGGCAGGUCCGGGGCGGGUAUCUCGAUACCCAUACCCGCUCCGUGGCAGAUCGGGUAAUUUAUCAUGGGUUGUGGGUCGGGGCAAGUCGACCCAAUGGGUACGUAAUUUAUAUGGAAAGUAUUAGAAAUAUUCGUUAUUUUCAUUGUAAGACCAAGAAACAAAUCAUAAUAUGAUUAAAUGUAGUUAAAUUAUUGAAAAAUUUGUGGUUUCCCGAAUUUACAACUAUAUUAUAGCUAAAAUAUAAUGUAAUAAAAGAAUAAUCUUAAGUAAUUUGACUAAGAUUACAUGUAAUUUAGGCAAGAACGGGCCGAGAACGGGGCGAGUCAGGGCAGGUCGGGUCAAAGAGAAUACCCAUGCCCGCUCUGCCCCGCCCCAAAACAGGUCAAAUAGGUCGGGUAAAACGGGUCAAGUCGAGAUUGUCAUCCCUACAUGCAGGGGGUGUAGACGGGGGGUUGCAUGUCAAGUGAACCCCCCCCCCCCCACACACACAGCAGUUUUCAGUGGAACGCAGUAUGGGGGAGCGGUUUUCACUUUACAUUUUUACAUUUUGCCUAUAAAAGACAGCCCCGAAAACCUCAGCUCUUCACCCCUCUCCUUAUUCUUCAAAUUUCUGUUUAGCACCCUACUUUUUUGAGUUUUUGCGAUUAACGUUACUUCAUAAGUUUGUUCUGUAUUAAAUUUUAGGGUAAUGUCUAUUUUGUAUCCAAACCUAUUUCAAAUUCUUUUGUAUUACCCAAACCUAUUAAAAUGAUUUUAAAUAACCAAAUCUUUCGUAUUGUAUCAAAAUGUUAGCCAAUUUUAUGUUAUCCUUAAUAAUUUUCUAACUCUUUUCCUAGUUGAAAUACUAAAAUUUUGGAAUGUUGACCUUCAUGUGUCUCUUCCAAGUCAGUAUCAUGUUGCCAAGUCAAAAUUACUAACAAAAUUGCUAACUAAAAGUUAACAUUUGUCUAAUUCAUUGUUUUACAAUAGGUUUGGCUAAUAAAAAAAUCCGAAAAGGUUUGGAUACAAAAUAGACAUUACCCUACUUUUUAUUGUGAUUUGUGAUUUUUAUGGUAUUAAUUUAGUUAUGGUUUUAUUGCAGAUGGCAUUCCAAAAGUUCGCGCUUGGUUUGUGGUGGAAUGAUUACACGGAAGAGACCAGAAAUGAGGUACGUUACGUCGGUGGUAAUUUUCAGAAAGGGAAGGUCGCUACGAGACCGAACCUUAAAUAGCUCUGUCAAAUGUGUACUACGAUUACUUGCAUGAUGGCACGAGGAGAGUUGAUCGUAUGGUGUAUCGAUAUCCAAACAGGGGUCGUUCUGGCAUGAAGAAUUGCUCAUAACCACUCAGGAGGAAGUUGAUGCCAUGCUCGGAUUUGUGAUCGCCAAUAACAUUUACAAAGCAUAGAUGUUUGUUUACACCUACAAAGUUGAAGGCGGUGGAGGUCAUUCUGAAGAUGGCCAAACUUCUGGUAUCUACGGUGGGGGUGGAGUAUAUGAAGAUCAUCCCUACCAAGGUUACCAGGAUCAUCAUUCCUACCAUAAGUACCAAAAAGGAGGUGAAGCUCAUCAUCAUCAAUCCUUCCCAUCAUAUGAAGAAGAAGACCAAUGGUACCAUGACAACAAACAAGAAGGAUACUAGUACCAACCUGUGUACAACUUUUAUGUAGGCAAUGCAGUCAAAAUCGGGAUUUUGAUCAUAAAAUCGUAGGAUUUUAAUUAGCGAUUUCGAUCCUGAUUUUACUAUAAAAUCAGUGAACCUUAAAAUCGUACAAAAUCUGGAUUAGAAUCGUAAAAUCGUACCAAAAUCUGGAUUUUGAUCCUAUGUGAACAAAAUAGGCAGUUUGAGCCAAUUCAAAAGAAGCAAAACUUUUUUGGUGGAAAGGACAAUGACGGGGAUCUUCUCAGAUAUUUUUCCUAUUAAAAGAACAUUUGAGAAGAAAAAAACCUAAUUAGGGUUCGGUCAACCCCUUUCCCUUCCCCUUGUUUAACUCAUCGGUAAAAUAGUUGUCAUAAUAUUGUAAGUACGAAAGAAUUAACAUUAUAAUUAACAUUUAUUCUUAGUUUUAAAUCAUGGUUAGUAGACGAUGUCGGAAUACUACUUUGAGUUAAACUACAUAUACACAACAUGAAAAACAACAGCCAAACCCCAUGAGCUAUAUCCCUUUCUCAUAAAUUAUUUUGAGUUACGCAUUAAAUAACAAUUAAAAUGAUGAUUUUGGAACAUUAAUCUUGAAAAUUAUCACUUUAAAUUUUAUAUGUCUUUGUGUUAUUAAUGAUUUAACUUAUUAAUAUUAUUAUAUAAUAAUUUCUAUGUGGUACUUAAAAUCCUACGAUUUUACGAUUCGAUUUUAAGAUUCCGAUUUUAUCUCAGUUUUUUAUUUUAGGUAAAAUCUCGAUUUUGACUGCUUUGCAUGCAGGUAGAAAUAGUUAUCACAACUACCAUUACGGAGCUGAUGAAGGUGCCUUUCAAGAUCUAGAUGAAAUGGAAGAUGCGCUGCCAGGUCCAAUUAGUGACCCUGAAGAUGAACAAGAGGAAGGCAGCGUCAAUGCAGACAACUUCGACCCUCUUGAAGGUGCUCAAGAUUUAGGCUCAGAUUCAGACUCAGCUGAUGAGGAGGUGCCCCGUGAACGUGUGCCUAUCACGUACUACAUGGACAUUCCAGAUGAAAACUGGUAUGUUGAUGCCGACAUGAAGCUACCAGAUGUGCUAAUAUGGGGUCCAACCACUUAUUGAUCGUUCACACAACCACAUCGCCAUCGAUGGGCAAAUUAGUUAGGAUGGCAAUGUUCUUUAGUGUGAUGGUGCACUCUCCUUCACAAAAGUUGAAGUUGUGUGUCUCUUUUCUCCAUCUCUCCACCAAUGUUGUGAUGAGUUGACGGUCGAUCUUUAUGUUGAUAAAGUGCCUCAUUGAAUGCAACAUUGCCCUUUUGAGAUAGGGCAAGAUAGCGGGGUUAUAUGGGAGCACAUUGCUCGCACCCCUAUAUCUGACAAUAUGGAUGCAUCCCAGCAAAGAAAAUUACAACCAUAAGUUUAUGAUUUAUAAAUACAUAAAUCUAUUAUAACAAACAAUUGAAAUUAACAAAAUAAAUACCAUUUUCAAUAUAUAUACAUAAUUUCGUAAAACAAAUAUAUUCAAUUAAGUAAAAUGUUUAGCAUUUGAAAGAUAUACACAUAAAUCAAUUAAACCAAAUAAUAGAAAUUAACAAAAUUAAUUUUGUACACAUGCACAUAAAUCCAUUAUAUUAUUUUGUAAAUCGUAUUGGUUGUUUUCAAUAAUUUAAUCCAAUACAAGUACACUCGUUAGACUCUUAGGAGAGGUAUACAUCUAUUUAGAAACACAGCCUUUUUGACAGAACAAGGGGGAUCCGAGGUUCGCUUAAAAAUCCGAUUUUCCCAGGAAAUGGGAGGAUCUUGAUGAUCUCUUAAGAACUCAUUUCCUUAGGCAUGCAUCUCUUUAUAAAGAGUCUAAGUAAGUGACAAAUUGUAUUAGCCCAAAUCAUUGACAGUAAUCAAUAAGAUUAACAAUUAACAAAUUUAUUGUAUGUAGAAUUAUAUGUACCUCGUGAUCGUUCCAAACAUCCCUUGAAGGAUGGUUAGGUUGGUCGUAUAGCACGCUUGCAUCAAUCGGUCCUUGAUCAAGAUAAUAUCUUUGAUUGUAUAUAUCCACGUCCUCCCCAACCUACGAUAGCAUAACAACAACAUAAAUUAAUUAGUAUAUAGAUUAAAUAAAAAGAAUUAUAACAACACAAAAAAAUUGGUAAAAUGAGUACAUACCGUUUGAUACUCAUCAUAAUAAAUACCCUCUUCUUGGAACCAAGUAUCCAUUUUUCAGGAAUGCAGACAGAGUUUCGAAGCGUUUUCAAGAAAAACCCUAAGAAAUGUUUUCUUAUGGCAGUUCGGAUUUCGCCACAACCAACAAACCAUUAUUUCUUAGGUUUUGGGUGGAGAGGGGGAUGGAUAGAGAGAUAAUCUUACAGAGAGAAGAAUGAGUUUUGUCGUUUUAGUUGAAGAAAUAAAGGAGGGGGUUUAUAUAGCAUUCGAACCGCUUGGUGGAUGGCGGUUUGGUAAGUUUACACCAAACGAAACCCCCCUUCCCCCCCCCCCCCCCACCAACGGUUUUUGCAAUUGAAACAGAAACCGCGCUUCGGGGGAGCAAUUCUGGCUUCCUCGACAUGGACCGCUGGUCUAGCGCACGGUCCGCCUUCGGAUCGCAUCUUUAUCCGACGUCCAUAGACCGCCACAUGGACAAGCGGUUUGCUGGCCGCCAAAUCGUCCCCCCCCCCCCCCACCCCCAUGCGGUUCUCCUUAAAACCGUGCCUUCUCCAUGCGGUUUCUAUAAAAUGAUAGUAUUUUU
Molecule: messenger RNA, 5094 nt
Organism: Linum trigynum
Lineage: Eukaryota; Viridiplantae; Streptophyta; Magnoliopsida; Malpighiales; Linaceae
Source: the annotation of a GenBank genome assembly